This is a messenger RNA of Ceutorhynchus assimilis (cabbage seed weevil), 2878 nucleotides long. Lineage: Eukaryota; Metazoa; Arthropoda; Insecta; Coleoptera; Curculionidae. The record is from the annotation of a GenBank genome assembly.
CGGUUCUUGAUUCCCUACAACGAAUAAGGAUAAUAACACACUACUACUACAGGAUAGCCUAUCCUCAUAAGCCCUGUGUAGAACAAAUCUGAAGCCCCCCACCACGUCAAAUCGCAAGUUGUGACGUGGGCAACAUAUCGUUUCUCGCCUUGACGUAGGCUGUUUGCACCACAGGUUAUGAUUCCGCGGGCUUUUGCUUUAUAUACUUGCUUUUGCUACAUUAAUUAACAUUCUAAAACAACUUCUUUUUAGAUCUCGUUUCGACCUUCCUCUUUGCCUCUUAUGUUAAUCAAAGUUAAAUGAUGCCUAUUUGUCAUCAUACAUUUAAAUUCUAAACUAGGACCGCUGACGCAAACAGCUGACGACAUAGUUGAUGACGAUGGCAAUGGUGAUACACCAAUAUGGCCGCGAUUGCCAAAAACGAGGCCGAUAAGCAAUCCUUAUAGUAGUGUGUAUUAUCCUUGCCUUACAACAAUGUAAUCUCGGUUUUAAUGCAGAGCUUAGCGAUACCUGCUCAUAUUCCAGCGCUGCCGCAAAUAUUCAUAGAAUCUCAAACUGUUUUAAGUUUUUCAGGGUUUAGGCAUCAUCUACAAAAUGACAAGCUUUAAAUCGCGGGGACAGUUUCAACUUAACGGAGAAGCAAAAGAAUCAUGUUCAGUAAAAAAAAAAACAGAUGGAUAGUUAUACCGCAAAAUAGAUUCGAAUCAACUUUCAAGUUAUGAAUAUACCUACCAUUUCAAUGGAAAAUGUUUUAGUUUAUCUUUUCGACUUUCACAUCAGAAUUGAGAGUGCUAUUUCGAAUAGAUAUCAUCAGCAAGUUCUGAUAAAUGGUGCUAAAUGCAGAGUUUAAAAGUGAACUAUUAGUAAGAUCAAAACCUGUUAACGUGGUUCAGGCACGAGUAGAAGUAAAAAAUCUGAGAGCCAGACACGAUAGAUGGAUUGAGUUAAAUCCGAACCACUUACUUUAAACUUUAAACUAUAUCUGCAAGACUAAACUGUUGGUAUUCACCAGGUAUUUCUUGCUCCGUCAUACCUACAGUAUAAGACUACAAGACGACGUAGUGAUGCACCAUGAUGGGGACAGAACUCUUUUGAGCUAGACAUUCAACUAAUUGAAACUAGGUUUUUGAGAUUUUUUUUUUAAUUUCUCGCUUUCUUAAUGCUACCAAAAAUCAACCAUUUAUUCGAUAUAGCUUGAACUUAAAUUGAGCCAAUGUUAAGUUAUAAUUGUACCUGCAAAUCUGGAGCAAGAUUUCUGGAAUCUUGUGCACUCGUAGCAAGUGUAUUGUGGUAUUUGGGAUGUGCAUGAAGAAAAUAUAAAUUAUCCACCUACUUCUAUUAACUAGUGUAUACUUAAGAUACUGUUCAACGAUCAAUGAAACUUAAUCAAUGUAAUGCCCCGUGUAAUGCACAACCAAUAGAAAAAGCGGCCCAAAGCGAAGAGAAUGAUUUCGUUCAGUAACAAAAACAACAAUCUCUCUAUAAAUUAACAUUGCACCGGGAUGCCCAAAGCGUGCAGAAAGUGCCAAAAGAGAAGAUAUUGCCUUAAACGACGAAUAAUAACUCUAAUAUCUUGCCAAUUAAUUUUUUUUUCUAGCUGAUGGUGACACGGAAGAAAGAAUUUUGGUUUUCGCUAGGAAUUUUUUUUCUUUACACGAAUAACUAACCAACUUCAGUAAAAAAGAAAAGAGAAAUAUUUGCUAUAAUACUAUACUCAGGAUUGAACAACCAAACAAUAUUAUUAUUAAAAAAGUUCAACGCUUCAUCCACAUCCUCCAGGGCAUGAAUAGAAUCUCAAUGAAUGCCCUACGACUUGGGAAUUUGGUGCAUUAACAUCAAUAAAGAAAUGUUCCUUCAGAGAUUUUGCAUAAUGGGUGUAGAGAUAAUUUGAGCGUAGAACCCGGAUUCUAAUUAAAUUUUUGACUUCCGCCGUCAAGUGAACAAAUGCUCCCGAACAGGAGUCAAAUUGAAUCAAAAACCACACAAAUUAAAAUUACUGUCUCUUAUGACGUUAACAUUAAUUGUCUAGGAAAACCCCAUUUCAUACCAUGCAAACAAUUCGCACUAUAGGGUGAGACUUCAAUUUGAAUUUGUUACCUAAGUGAGUGAAAGAACAUGACGGGAAAAAAUCUGCAGCUCUAUCUAAUGAUUUUCCUAGCACUCAAUGCUAUGAUUAUCAUUUCUGCCAAACCGAUAGAAGAUAUUUUGGAAGACCACAAUGUAGGUGCUUUUGGAGAAUCUGCACAAAAUUACCAGAAUGCUAUCAAAAAAGGAGGAGGCUCUAAGGGAGGAAAGGGAGGAAAAAAGUGUGGAUAAACAUUUGAGAAAUUGUUCUUCGAAUACAAAAUGCAACAAUAAUUAUUGAAGUAGAAUUGUUUUAAUUUAGUCUUAGAAUAUUUGGAAAAUUUGGCAUCCCUAACACUAACAUAAUUUUCCAUAAUUGAGUGUAUUACAAAACCAAAAAUACUUAUUUAUUAUUGUUACCUAAAGAAUUGUUCACUUUUAACAAUAUAAAUAAUUGCCUGUCAAUAGAAAAUCGAAAACAAUUAAUUCAUUAAUGGAACCACCGAAUUACCGUAAAAUCCGCCAUAAACCUGAAUUGUUUUAUCAAGGCUAAAACUAAUUGUUUUGCAUCAUGUCUUGGCUUUUUAUUUGUUUUCUUUUUUGAUUUUGUUAAAUACCUACUCCUUAAUAAUGCCAAUAAAAAUAGUAGCGUAGCAAAUAUUUUGUUUCAAAGAAAGACGUCCGUCACCCGAUCAUACAAGGGUAUUCCCCUUAUACCAGCCUAAAAAUAAAAGACGUGCUAUAAUUUUUAAGACAAACACAACAUUUUUGAUGUCCUCGAGGAUUGCAGAAAUAACGAGCGAAUAGUCGUAAG